AGUUUUUAUUCUCUUACAAAACAAAUUAUUUAACCUUUUCAAGAGAAAAGACUAGAGAAGAGGCUGCCUUCUCUUUUUUUCAUCUAUAAAGCUCGACUUCUUACCCCAAAACAGUUAAAGACCCUUCUUCAUAGUCAGGACAAUUAACACUGUUAGUAGUCCAAUAAUCUCAGUGUUGAGAGGAUGUUAAGAGGUGAGAGCAAAUUUUUUAAAUUUGUUCUUUUUGCUUUCAAACACUCGGUGGCAACAUAUUGCAUCAAGAGACGGUAAGAUACUCGAUGUUUUGUAGUAAGCGCACAGCUCGUGAAUUGAUCAGUUGUAUAAAAGGCGAUGGUAGUGAGUCCGCAAAGGAUGGAAAAUAACGAUAGUAAUUUUAAAUCCCAUGAAGGUCAAUCAUCAGGACCUUCAAAUACUGCUAGCAAAGAGAAAUCUGCAGAGGAAGAAGUCUUUAUCAACCAUGCUAAGAUAGCUUGGCAUAAGAUGAGAAAUGAAUGGGUAGGAGAUCAGUCUCGUAAACCUCGAAGAACAUCUAGAGAGCCAAUAAUGAGCUGGACCUCAAGUUAUGAUGAUUUGCUUACAUCUACCGUGCCUUUCCAACAGCCGAUAUCCUUAGCUGAGAUGGUUGACUUCUUGGUUGACAUAUGGCAUGAGGAAGGCCUCUAUGACUAGUAGAUGAUGACUUGUUCUAAUGGGGCACAGUUGGAAUCUUGCACGGUUGUUUGAAUAGAUUAAUCAGAAAGCAAACCCUCACAUAGGUUACAAACCUCUGACUUGAUUGAUUUAAAGUAUAGUUUGGUUCUCUUGUUCUCAAUUGAUUGCUUAAAGCAUAUUCUUGGAACAGUCUUAGUCUCAGUUCUUUAUUUGGAUUUACAUGUAAAAAAAUUGCUGAUCUUAUGCUGUAUUUCCGGUACACAGCUGACAUUUUUGUGGAUCUUACUCAUUAGUUUCAAACUUUUGUUGGGUUGGUACUUGGUAUUAA
This is a messenger RNA of Humulus lupulus (European hop), 979 nucleotides long. RefSeq lists its product as uncharacterized. The transcript has 6 exons. The coding region runs from base 331 to 669 and encodes 112 amino acids. Lineage: Eukaryota; Viridiplantae; Streptophyta; Magnoliopsida; Rosales; Cannabaceae. The record is from RefSeq and is a predicted model, not a curated record.